AUGCGUCAAUUUGUCAGGACGUAUUCUGUCGCCCAAGUGGUCCGCUGGGGCGCGGACAACCCUUGGCGGACGAGUUUGAGGCGGGAGAGAAGGCAAUGGCGGAAGCUCCGCGCUCAAGCCGACGACUCCACUGGAAGGGCGCAGGCAGAUGAUCGAGCUUCGGUAGCAGGGGAAGGCGCGGAAGCGACGGCGCAGGUGGCGGAGAUUUAUCGCGCGGACGAGCCUGCGGAGGCGAACAGCGCGAUGUCGACUCUCGUGACGCUCUUCCCCCUGUGGGUCGCACUCGCCUGUGCUGCCGCCCUACGCUGGCCGGCGCAUUUUGUCGUUUUCCAGGACAGCCGCUUUGUAGUUGGCGGGCUUGCGCUUACAAUGCUGGGCAUGGGGUUGACGAUCAGUGUGGAUGACUUCAAGCGCGCCGUGCUGAUGCCACGGCAGCUGCUCGCGGGCGUGCUGCUGCAGUACACGGUGAUGCCAUGUCUGGGGGCGCUCAUCGCUCGCUGUCUGCCGCCGCACCUCUCUGCCUUCGCCACCGGCAUUGUGCUCGUAGCCUGCUGCCCUGGUGGCACUGCCAGCAACAUCGUCACCUUCCUUGCACGGUCAGUCAUGUGCCCCUGCGGAAUGCUGCCACCACAUCGCUGCUUCACUGCCUGCGUGGCAACAAGCCUCAUCCCCAUGCCAACUCUCGAUGGUCAUGGAUGGCUAUUCGCUUACUCUUCCCACAUCCCUCUUCCCUGCUCCAUUCCCGUCGUCCCUCGCCGUGGCAACAGGGGCAACGUGGCUCUCUCUGUUCUCAUGACCACUUUCAGCACUCUGCUAGCCGUGGUGAUGACGCCUCUCCUGACCUCUCUGCUAGCUGGUCGUUUCGUGCCCGUCAAUGGGGCAGCUCUCUUCAUGUCCACCCUGCAGGUGGUGAUGCUGCCUGUGUUCACGGGCUGCCUGCUUGCGCGUCUCUUCCCCGCGCUGGCGCGCCACCUGGCGCUCUUCUCACCCGUGCUGGCGGUGCUGACGGUGGCGCUCAUCGUGGCGGGCGCCAUCUCGGGCUCCGCCGCCACCAUCCGAGGCGCCGCACUGCCGCUGCUGCUCUCCGUGCUCGCACUGCACGCGCUCGGCUUCGCCCUCGGCUACCUGCUGCCGCGCACUGCACUGCGCCUGGAUGAGUCCGCCAGCCGCACCAUAUCCAUAGAAGUGGGCAUGCAGAACUCAGUGCUGGGGGUGGUGCUGGCCAUGCAGCACUUCCCUGACCCGCGGGUGGCAGCGCCCUGUGCCGUCUCCUCCGUCAUGCACUCCCUCUGUGGCAGCCUCCUCGCCGCUGCCUGGCGCACCACACCCGUGCUGCCCACCAAGGAGGGUGGCGGGCUGGCACAAGCAGCCACUUGA
Closterium sp. Yama58-4 is the source of this 1377-nucleotide messenger RNA. Lineage: Eukaryota; Viridiplantae; Streptophyta; Zygnematophyceae; Desmidiales; Closteriaceae. The record is from the annotation of a GenBank genome assembly.